ACAGUUUAUAGGUAGCAUUUCUACAGAAAAGUUACUUUAUUUUAACACAAGAAAAUGCGCUUUUUAUUAGUUUUGGCUUUUGCCUCGGUAGCCUUGGCCGGCUCUAUUUUGCCCCAACAGGGUAGAAUUGGUAGUCCUAUGACUGGCAAAAUUGAUGCCUAUGUUUUGGAUUUGGUGGAAAAUGGUGAUGGUGAAUUAGAGGUGGUGGUUGACCAAGAAGAUGGCACCAUGGAGGUGGCUCCUCACUUCAUUUUGUCCUGGCAAGUACGUCGUUUUAUUCGUAAAAUGCAAAAGCAAAUGCCCUGUGGCUGGCCACAAUAUGGCAUUCCCCCAUUGGCUCCCUUGAAAAUGCGUGAGGCUGAAAUUUCCUUGAAGAAGGGUAUUUUGGAAACCGUCGACAAAGUUUUCCGUUUCCGCGUUGACGGUUUGGACGACUUCAAAAUCCAACGUUUCAAGCUCAACAUGUUCACCUCUAAGGUCAAAUUCGACUUCCUUUUCCGCAACGUCAAGGCCUCCGCCGACAAAUACGAAACCGAUACCAUUUUGGAUGCCAUGCGCGAAUUGGGCCUAUCCGUCCAAUACGAAGGUGAUGGUUCUUUGGAAUUCGGUUUGAAGAAUUUACGCAUUGCCGGUACCUUGAAAUACAAAAUUCCAAUUUUGUGGGGCUCCAUCAAGAUCACCUCUCUGAAGACUGAAGUCACUUUGGAAAAAUGCUCGUCUGAUAUUAAGGGUUUUAUGGGUGAUGGUUCUAUUAAUCGCAUGAUCAAUGGUCAAAUUGAAAACUUUGUUGAGAUGGGCGUUAAUGGCAACACUCAAGAGAUCUCCGAUUUGAUUGAAAACAAUUUGGUGCCCAAGGUUAAUAAGAUGUUGAAGGGUAAUGAUUUCUGGACCAUUAUCGAUUACAUUUUCUCCAGCACCGAGGGUGAGGGUGAAGAUGAUCCAAUUGUUACCAAGUGUGUAGCACCAGCUGAUCCAUGGGCUUAAGUUAUGAAAUGUGUUUUGUUUUAAGGAUGAUGAGAUUUAAAGAAGAAAUGAAAUAAAAAUUUGAAUUUAAAAUUAAAAGA
Molecule: messenger RNA, 1064 nt
Organism: Calliphora vicina (urban bluebottle blowfly)
Lineage: Eukaryota; Metazoa; Arthropoda; Insecta; Diptera; Calliphoridae
Exons: 3
Coding region: 55-984 (309 amino acids)
Source: RefSeq, a predicted model, not a curated record